ACUGGCACAGGAAGUCGACUCUGGGCGGGAUGUCAGUCAAAAUUCCAGGGCCUAACGUCGUCUCCCAGACUAGAUCAUUUCCAGUUCGAUAUCAGAGCCAGACGGAGAACAAAAGUUCGAAUUCGAAAUCGCCUCGGAAUUGGAAUUGAAAUUGAAAUCGAAGUUGGGAGACAUUUUGUGAAAUUCUUGGCCGCUUGAUUGAUGCCCUUUUUCGUUGGAGAUCCUGGAAAAAAUGUCGCACGAAUCGAAGGCGGAGGAUUCCUCCCUGGAAGACUCAAUCCCAGAUGCGGAAAUGGAUCGGCUACUCCACCAAGUGAUCACACUGGAUGAUAACGACUUCGACGAGAUGGAGCCACUGGCCUACUCUGCCACUCCGGCCGCCCAAACCAGCCAGGCCACCCAGACCACUCCGACCACUCCGACCACCCCGACCACCCCGACCACCGAUACCGAAACCGAAACCGAAACCCAGGAAGCUGCGCCGGCCUCCCCCACCCAGCCCGCUCCCAGCAAGCCGGCGAAGCCCACCGUGAUAAUGGUGGAGGAGCCCGGCACUAUAAUCGAACUGGUGGACCUGUACGUGCCGCCCCCGCCGCCCAUCUUCCUGCAGCCCAGCCAGCUCUUCUUCAUGCGCCAGCCGCCGCCGCCGCCCGUCCGCCUGCUGCCCGGCCGCCAGCCCCCGGCGCCGGGCCCCUUCCACCUCCACCACCAGGCCAACGGGCAGCUGUGGUGCCAGGUGGGUGGCCAGCCGCCCACCAUCGUCUACUCGAAUGCGACAGCCGGACAGUCUCCGCCGGACACCUCGGCCCGGGGCCAGGCGGCCACCCGUGGCCGGAAGCGUGGCCGGAAGCCGGCCGCCAAUCGCGGUGGCAGGGGCGGGGGCCGUGGGGGAGGCGGGAGCGGGAGCGGAGGUCGCGGCGGGAAGAGACAGCGCCGGUUGCCGAGUCCGCCACCACCGCCACUGCCGCCGCCGCCGAACUUCUUGGAGAACUUUAUAAAUCCGCUGGAGAACGACAUCUAUCCGAGGGUAAUUGUCCAGCCCGCCAACCAGCCCUGGGUGAUACCCAAGAACCUCAACGAGGAGCCACCGCCGCCAGAGCCCCGACCCCCCAAGCUGUCGCCCCGCAAGACGCCGGUCAUGCCGAAACUGCAGCCCGUCAAGUUCAGCACCCCGGCAGGCACCAGCAUGGGCGGGGUGCCCGUGGGACCGCCGCCGGCCAACGCCUCGCCCUCGGCCGCCCAGCUCUGGCAGAACCUGAAGCUCUUCGGCCCCAACGUGACCAUCAGCAAGCUGGCCGGUCCGGGAGCGAAUCGAUUCCUGGCGGUGAUGCGGCAGCCGAACGGCCAGCAGCGCCAGAUGGUCUUCACCGCCGAGCAGCUGAACGCGUUCCGGAACAUGGUGCGCCUCCAGCCCGGCCCCGGACAGUCGCGCCCCAAUCCGACACGUCCGCGCCCCAAUCCUCCUCCUCCUCCUCCUGCGCAGAGGCCGGCUCCGAACCCAAUACCGAUGACCACAGGGACCAGAGUGGAGAGUGUGCCGGGGCAGAGGGCGCCGCUCCUCCAGAUGCAACAGUCGAGAGGGCCGCCGACCCAGCCACCGGCCUAUGCCUAUAGAUAUUCCGAACCACCCCUGGCCAUGGCACCACCCCCUCCCCCUGCCCCUGCCCCUGCCCCUGCCUCUCUCCCUCUCCCCAACCCGAAACCAUUCCCCUUCAAUUGUCAAGAGAAACCGGCUCCGACCCAUCCAGUGCACCCAGCUGGGCCAGGACCUGCUCCUGCCACUGCCACUGCAACUGCAACUGAAACUGAAACUGGACCUGCUCCAGAACCUGAACCCAAACCGGAACCUAAGCCUGAUCCUCCGCCGCAGCCUGUGCCGGAACCCGUUCGCUACUGCCCAUCAUCCCCGACCUACAGACUGCCCAGCAACAUAGCAGUGACCCCGGCCGUGCCCGCGAUCCUCAAUCACAAGUCCCAACUGAAGCUGCUCAACACCCUGCAGAUCCAGCGGGCCAAGGCCAGGGCCCGGGCGGCCAAGGAGGCCCAGGAGGCUCAGGAGGCCAGAGAGGCGGCCAUGGCGGCGGCGGCAGCGGCCCGCGAAAAAGAGCUCGAACGUGCACGGGAGCGGGAGCGCGAACUGGAGAGGGAACGGGCGCUGAACGCCGCCCUCGAGGCCCAGGCCGCCCAAGACCCCCAGACCACCGCCCAGGCCUACAGGAAUAGUCUGCUGGCUCCCAGGACCCGGGACAUCAAAAAGCACGAUCCCCCGCAGUAGGCACAGUAGUUAUUUCAAAAGCAAGUCCAAGGAGAGGCAGCCCCCUUCAUGGUAGUCUGGAAGUGGAGUCUACUUUAAAAGGUUAUGGGGUUUGUAGAUCAAUAAACAAUGAAUACUUCCAGCA
Messenger RNA from Drosophila ananassae, 2399 nucleotides. Its product is annotated as basic proline-rich protein. The transcript is spliced from 3 exons. NCBI's taxonomy places the organism in Eukaryota, Metazoa, Arthropoda, Insecta, Diptera, Drosophilidae. The coding region runs from base 233 to 2275 and encodes 680 amino acids. The record is from RefSeq and is a predicted model, not a curated record.